UAGAUUCUCAUUUCAAGAGAUUUCUAUUUUUAGACACUAGCAUGCGUACUCCACUCCGAGAUUACUAAAUAACUACACACAUUCCAAUUUACAAAUUUAGAAAAUUCCCAUUUUUAGAAGCUAAACCUUGCAAGUCCAUAGCAACGUCACUUGGCUCUCCAAAUUCAUAGCUCUUCAUCUCCUCUCAUUUCCCACAAAAGAAAGUCCCCCCACCUUAGUCGGAAUUAGACUUCCGUCUCCACCUACAAACACACCCUCAUUCCAAAUCCACAGGUUUCUAUAUAAAAAGAAACCCUUCUCAAUCUAUCACCACAUUAAAAUAGCACACAUCAACACACACAUUAACACACAUUUGCAAAAGAUGAUGAAUCUAAACAACACACUCUUUUUCUCUCUCCUCCUCCUUUUCCUUUUCUUCCAUAUUGCCAAUGGCUUUAACAUCACUAAACUCCUAAGCCAAUACUCAGAUUUCAGCACCUUCAAUAGCUACCUCACUCAAACCCAACUCGCAGGUGACAUCAACAGCCGGCAGACCAUCACCAUCCUCGUUGUUGACAACGAUGGCAUGUCCUCUCUAUCGAGUAAGCCAGCCAACGUCUUGAAAAAGAUCAUGAGCGUCCAUGUGGUCCUCGAUUACUACGAUCUCCCAAAGCUCAAAGGACUGUCGAAAAAGUCCUCCAUCCUCACAACGCUCUUCCAGUCGAGCGCAGGCCUCCGGCAACAGGGUUUUUUGAAUGUCACUAACAUGAACAACGGAGACAUAGUGUUUGGCUCCGCCAUUCACGGUUCAAACCUUGGUGCCAAUUUGGUUAAAUCCGUGGCUUCUCAGCCCUACAAUGUAUCGGUGCUGCAAAUUAGCACUGUCGUUAUUCCUACAGGCAUUGAGAACUCGACUGCCACGUCACCGUCAAAAGCCCCGGCACACUCUCCCAAAUCUGCACCGCCUAGCAAGGCACCUGCACCAGGUGGUCCAGCCAAGGCCCCCAGUGAGGCUCCGACAGCUGACACGCCUGGAUCCCCACCUAAGCCUGCUGCCGAUGGCCCGGCUGCAGAUGCACCGACUGACAAGUCUGAUGGUAUUGUAGGCGUAGCUCUUGGGCUUCGCAUCAGCAUUGCUAUGAUUAUUGUAUCGACUUUGUGUUUCGUGUCGAUGGCUUGAUUGAUCAGGGUUUUUUGCAAUAAUGUGUUUCCAAAUUUUGCUUUGGACUCUUGUUGUCCAGGCGAAAGAGUACUCUCUUUCAUGAUUUUGUAACUGACAAGUUCAAAAUCAGUUGAAUGAACGUUUUUU
Molecule: messenger RNA, 1288 nt
Organism: Camellia sinensis
Lineage: Eukaryota; Viridiplantae; Streptophyta; Magnoliopsida; Ericales; Theaceae
Gene: FLA14
Product: FASCICLIN-like arabinogalactan protein 14 precursor
Cellular component (GO): plasma membrane
Source: RefSeq, a predicted model, not a curated record